AUGAUUGCUGUCAUGAUCAUAUAUUUGCGAGGCGGAGGCACCCAUCGACACAUCUCAUCUCAAUCAGACCAACAACUCCACCAGAGUCUCCAGCUGUCCUUGACCUCCAACUCUGCAUCCUCAUCUCAGAUGCACUUCCGGCUUAGCUACAUUUACAUCAUCUUGACCGCUUUUAUCUGCCUAGGCAGGACUCAACCAAAGGUGAGCGGUGAGGGCCAUUUCUGCGACUCUACAGGUCCAGCCUCUUCGAUUUCUGGUUUCAACUUUGAAGGGACCUUUCUGUCGAUCCACUUCCCGACCAUGCAGCGGUCCGGCCCAGCCAAUCGUGUACUAUCCAAGAUUGCCUCUUGCAGAAUAAGGCUCGAACUGAAGGAGAAGAGGCCAGUCCUCCGGAGUGUCGAGCAGCACUUCUCUCUUGCUCGUUACCAUCUUCGCCUAAAGGGCACUGCGAGGGAGAAUACAUCGAACCAGGAUUGUCAACAGAUCUAUAACUAUUGA
Aspergillus calidoustus is the source of this 498-nucleotide messenger RNA. The record is from the annotation of a GenBank genome assembly. NCBI's taxonomy places the organism in Eukaryota, Fungi, Ascomycota, Eurotiomycetes, Eurotiales, Aspergillaceae.